Aphanomyces astaci is the source of this 2230-nucleotide messenger RNA. RefSeq lists its product as hypothetical. Bases 60 to 1736 code for a protein of 558 amino acids. The record is from RefSeq and is a predicted model, not a curated record. NCBI's taxonomy places the organism in Eukaryota, Oomycota, Saprolegniomycetes, Saprolegniales, Verrucalvaceae. Gene Ontology annotation, molecular function: protein binding. The transcript is spliced from 5 exons.
CGAUUGCCUCGCAUUCACCAACGACUACCGGCAAUUUCCACCACCGCCGCCGAAUCACCAUGUUGCGACUGGUGUCGAAGCACUCCGUGGCGAUUCUACGCAACGCAUCCCUGCGCGCAUCGUCUCAAUUGAUGCUGGCCACUGCAGAUGAUGCCGUGCUGGGGGCACCAUACAUGACGACCCGGGCUAAGUCGACGUUGCCAACCCAAUCUCAACAAUCGACCGCAUCCCCCGCUGCGGCCGACAGUGGCAGCGUGAUGCCCGGUAGCUUUAUCUACGAUGAUGCCACGUCAUCCGAAGGAGCGGCCAAGUUCCCGUUUCAAACGGCCGUGUACGUCGUCCCGGGCAAACACAACCAGGGCAAAAAAGUGUCGGAGUGGAUGUUCACGCUGCUCGAGCAGAGCAUGGCAGAUGGCAACGGCCAGUUGAACUUCGAGGACAUGACGUCGUUGAUCAUCAUGUUGGCAGAGCGUCAGUACUACCGUGAAGCCAUGGAGGCUCUGCAUUUCUCCCGCCAGAACAACUGCAAGCCGCGCAUUGCCGCAUACUCCAAGGUCAUUUCAUCGUGUUAUGCGCACGAACGGUUCGAGUUGGCUCUGCAAGUGUUUGACGUGAUGCGUCGCGACGGGUUCAACCCGUCCUUCGUCACAUACUCCCGGGCGCUGUCGUCGGCGUCCAAGGCCAACCAACACGAGAUGGUGCUCGAGCUAUUCCGGGAACUCAUGCACGACUGGCCUGACCUCACGAGCGAUUUGCAGAGCAUUGCGUGCAAUACCGUGCUCAACUCUUGUGCUCGCAACGGCGACUACGACACUGCCACGUGGAUCUUGCAAGAAAUGAAGACACGGGGGAUUCCCAUGAGUCAGAUCACGUUCAACUCGUUCAUGAUAUGCAUGUCCAAAGCUGGAGCCAUCGCCGACGUCCGGGAAGUUCUCGUGUUGAUGGAGGAAGCAGGCACCUCGUUGAGUGCAAACGCGUACAUGUGUGCGAUACAGUCGUGUGCCAAGUGGAAGCGAUGGGACACUGUAGUGACGCUGUUUGAAAUGAUGCGCGGCGAACACGAAAGCGUGUUCCUUGUGACCAUUGCGGCCGCCAUGAUGGGGUAUGUCAAGGAAGGCAAGCCGGAGGUGACGAUGGCGCUGUACAAGGAAUGUCUGGCCAACAAUGUCGAGCUCAACCCGUUCGCCAAGCAGGCUAUCGUUACGGCGCACUUGCAUAUGGGCACAUACGAGGAAGGCCUCGAAUUUUGCGAAGGGAUGCUGUCAGAACAACAUGUGAAGGACGGAUACCGUGGGCUCGUGUACAAGCUAAAGGUGCAGAUGUUGAUCGCGUUGAAGCGCGUGGACGAAGCCAUCGCGCUACUGGAAGCAACCGAGCUGUUUAUGGACAAGACCGUGAAUUGCUACCGGCCGCUGAUUGGCCAUUUCAUGGAAGCGCGGCAAUACGACAUGGCGACAAAGUACAGCCAAGUGCUGUUUCAAAAGAACCAAUAUGUGUCCGCGUCUGACUGGAUCCAAGCUCUGUCGUCGUCGAUCGCGCUGCCCGACAAGACGGCGUACUGGGACUUCCGCCGGACCCUCGAGGUGCGCGGACCCGAUGUGCUCGCGUCCAUCCCUGGCGAGCUGUUCCUCGAGAGCUCCAAGACACACCAGAAGCCGCGGGGUAUGCCGCCGAGAACACUGCUGUCGCCGGCUACCACCGUCCCCACCCCACCAAAGCAACAGUUGAAGGUAUAGUAAGAUUAAUGGAAACACAAACACGUUUAUGGAAGAAGAUAUACAUCUGGUGGGGUUAAGUGCUUAAGCUGUCGACGUGACGCAUGGGGGGAGGAUCGCAUGGAUAGAGGAUGCACUGUCCAACCGAGCCAUGGAUCGACGGUGCUUACAAAUAACGGCGGGGGUUGAACGGUUUGCCUUCAAUUUGAUCGUGCUUGAUCUGCUCCUCCAUCACAAAGUGGUACACAAUCGCCGCCGGCAGCACCGUGCCCAACAAGAACUUGCCCAUGUUGGACGCGUUGAACGCGAAUUCGCGGUCGCAGUUUUCACGGCCCCCAUUCCACACCUCAAUGUUCUUGUUCUUGUUCAAUGAACCUCCGUUGCGGCGCUGCUGUCCCUUCAUCUGCACCAACGCGAAGCGGGUGCUCACGUUCACGCGGCGCGCAAGUGUCUGGCUGAGGCUCAUGCUUCACGACCUCCACGAAUAUGGAACUGGAAAUGCGGUCGGAUAUCCG